Molecule: messenger RNA, 308 nt
Organism: Dentiscutata erythropus
Lineage: Eukaryota; Fungi; Glomeromycota; Glomeromycetes; Diversisporales; Gigasporaceae
Source: the annotation of a GenBank genome assembly
AGGAGAAGAAGCUAAUAGGGUUGCUUGGGAUCAACCUAUACCUCAAGCAUAUAAUAACGAUAUUAACAUAUCAAAUUCUACUACAGAUGUUCUUCAUAUAGAAUCCCCGUCUUUAGAUAGAGAUAAAGUUCCAUUGCUAUGUAAUAAUAUUUCAGAAGAACCAAGUAAACAAACAAAAACAAAGAGAUCCAAAUCUAUUCGAAAAUCUAACUUGCCUAUUAUCACCAAAGACUUAACAGAAAAAAUAGAUGAAAAGCCUGCAUAUUCUAUUGAUACACAUGCUUGUUUUAGACGUGCUGUUGAAGAGG